GUUUUAAUGCAGAAAGCGAAAAUGAAAGUUUAAGCCUAAUUAGAAAUGAAUUUGGACAAGAUGGGUGACAUUUUUCCAAAUCCAUGUCAUUGUGUUGCUGCCUUUUGUACUCCUCCACAUCGGUUACUAAAGUUUAAUUUAGCAGUAUUCUACUCCACUUGAAGUUACUGAACGUCACGUCAUUUUCGGCGGACUCACCUUCUGCGCAUGCGCGAGCUCGGUCAACAAGUUUUGUUGACAAUGGACAGCACGGCGUUGGAAGUCGACGCGAUCAAAUUCGCCAAAACCGCGGUUACCUACGACCAGAAUGGAAAAUACAACGAGGCGGUGUUUUAUUAUAAGGAGGCCGCCCAAGCGCUUAUCUACGCUGGCAUGGCGGGUUCCAAGCUAGAUGGCAUCCAGGACAAAGUGAACGAGUACCUGGAUCGAGUGCAGACACUUCAUAAUGCUGUGAGCUCGGCGGAAGCGCAAAAGAGUGACCCGCUAAAAUCCCCUCAUCAGGUGGACCUAGAGCGUGCCCACUUCCUGGUCACGCAGGCCUUCGAAGAGGACGGCAAGGGAAAUGAUGACGAAGCUGUGGAGCUCUAUACUCAGGCCGUUGAGCUGUGCAUCAAAACGUCCAACGAGACAUCUGACCAGGUGUUGCAGACCAAGCUGAAGCAGUUGGCACAUCAGGCUCUAGACAGAGCCGAAGGUCUCAAACAAUCACAGUCCAAAUCCGGUCCGUCGCAGACCCAGGAAAAGCCGGGACCCUCGGGCGUGAAGCCCGGCACGUCGGGACCCGUCCGGCAGUUUUUCCCACUGGGUCCCGACUUUAGCCUCCACGACCGGCCACAGCCUCAACCGAUGAGGGUGGUCCAGUCCAGUGAACCGCAUGGUCAGCGAUACACGUCAGAUGAGAUUGAGGUCCUCAGGAGCACGUCGACAAUCAAUGGGAUCUCCUUCGUUCCCUUCAUGAGCGUGGACCUCAAGGAGCGCUUUGCCUUUCCCGUGCCGUUCUCAGACAAAAUGGGCACGCUAGCUCUGUCGCCUAAGCAGAAAGCCAUCUUCUCCCGCUGGGUGCGACCCGAUGAGUUCUGCAACAGUCCCACCAUGAUCAUGUCUGUAUCCAGCUUCAGCAUAAAGCAGACGGUGGUGUCCGACUGUUCCUUCGUGGCCUCGCUCGCCAUCAGCGCCGCCUACGAGAGACGCUACAACAAGAAGCUAAUCACCAGCAUCAUUUACCCUCAGAACCGACGUGGAGAACCCGAGUACAAUCCGUGCGGGAAGUACAUGGUCAAGCUGCACAUCAACGGCGUUCCCAGGAAGGUGAUCAUUGAUGACCUUCUGCCGGUGGACCGCAGCGGGGAGUUGCUAUGCUCAUACUCCAGCAACAGGAACGAACUGUGGGUAUCUCUCAUAGAGAAGGCUUACAUGAAGGUGAUGGGAGGGUACGACUUCCCAGGAUCCAACUCGAACAUCGAUCUUCACGCACUCACCGGUUGGAUCCCCGAACGCAUCGCCAUGCACUCAGACAAUCAGUCCUUUAGCAAAGACGACACUUUCCGCAUGCUCUUCCAAAGGUUCCACAGGGGCGACGUCCUCAUCACCACAGCGACCGGCGUGAUGACUGAAGAAGAAGGGGAGCACUGGGGCUUGGUGCCAACUCACGCCUACGCCGUCCUCGACAUCAGGGAAUACAAGAACAUGAGGUUCCUUCAGCUGAAGAACCCGUGGAGCCACUUGCGCUGGAAGGGGCGCUACAGCGAGCGCGACGAGAAGAAUUGGACGCCAGAGCUUCUCAAGUACCUCAAUUUUGAUCCCAAGACGGCCCAGAAGUUUGAUAACGGUGUGUUUUGGAUCGCCUGGGAAGACUUAUGUCAGUACUAUGAUGUCAUUUACCUGAGCUGGAACCCCGCCCUCUUCAAAGAAUCCACCUGCAUCCACAGUAGCUGGGAUGGAAACCAAGGCCCGGUCAAGGAUGUUUACAGUUUAGCCAACAACCCGCAGUACAAGCUUGAGGUGCAAUGUCCAGCAGGGGGUGCUGCCGUAUGGGUGCUGCUUUCGAGACACAUCACGGACAAGGAGGACUUUGCGCAAAACCGAGAGUUCAUCACGCUGGUUGUUUACAAGACCGACGGAAAGAAGGUUUACUAUCCAGCCGAGCCGCCUCCUUACAUUGAUGGAAUUCGGAUCAACAGCCCUCACUACCUGACAAAAAUCCGUCUGACCAACGGCGGGUCGCACACCUUCACGCUGGUAGUGUCGCAGUACGAGAAGCAGAAUACCAUCAACUACACGCUGAGGGUGUACUCCGGUUGCAAAUUCAACUUCUCCAAAAUCCCAAAUCCCUUCACACACACCAAAAGGAUUAACGGACAAUGGAAAGGUGUGAGCGCCGGCGGUUGCGGCAACUAUAAGGACACGUACAAGAACAAUCCCAUCUACCAGUUGCAACUGGAGCGGCCCGGUCCUCUACUAAUAGAACUUCGAGGUUCCAGGCAAUACAGCGUUGGCUUCGAGAUGAUCACCGUGUCCACCACCAGCGACUCCGCCUCGAAUUCGACACCAAAGAGGAGCAGCGGAGAUUACAGGUGCGGAUUCUGCUACAUGGAAGCAGACCACGUGCCGGCGGGCGUCUACAAUGUCAUUCCCACCACCUUCUUGCCUAAACAGGAAGGACCCUUUUUCUUGGACUUUGCAAGCACCGCCCCUCUUAAAGUAGCGCAUCUGCAAUGACGCCACCCAACUUGUCUGAUAGAAACAUAUUAAAGCCAAACAGAUGGACUGGAUGUCUGAAAAUCUCAAAUAUGCACGGAAUCCUUUCAGGUACGCUUUUCAUACACAUAAAUGAGGUCAAUAUACGGUCGGCGUAGUCGCAACGUGAGCUCGGUUAAAAACGUGAUGUCAUCACUCACAAGCGUAAAAUAAACAAAUCAGGCUGUGAAUGUCAUCAUGGGAAAAAAAUGUUUCGCUGCGGGAUGGCUUGAGAGUGCACCGUCACGAGGUUUUGUCACGGUUAAGUUGUGGUUUUCCUGCCAGGUGACUGCUGACAUGCUAGUUUGACUUUGUAGACGCUAUGACACCAAUAGCAGGGAAAUAGGAGUACUAGUUUAGGUGUCCCAGUACUUAUGUCCCCGAUCUAAUUAUGUGAUCGGGGUGAAAUAGGUCAGGUAUUUAAAAUGUAUUUAGUUUUACUUUUAAAGAAACACUUUGCAACUUUUCAGUUUUGGUUGAAUUUAAGUUUCCCAUUAGGACCAGCGCACACCUGCACAGGGUAGUAAAAUCAUUAAUCGAUCAAAAAUCAAUCUCCCGGUCGCCUGCAGAUGUAUUAAACAACAUUUCUGUUUCCAGCGGCUGUGUGAAGGAUGAAUAGUAAUAAGGUAAUGAAUCCAGUUGUGGCUAAACAAUAGCGUAUGUCGGUGAGCACCUCAGUUUGGGGGUCAGCCAUGUUGGUAGGGGCAAUGUUCCCAUGUAAGUCAAUGCAUAGACAUUAAAAUUAAGUUAUGACUAUCUUAUUUUUUCAAGUUUAAAAAAAAAUAAUAAUUUCAAAGCAGUGAUGCCAAAGACACCACUAGACGUCCAAUGAACAAAUUAGGGUUGUUCCGAUCAUGUUUUUUUGCUCCCGAUCCAAUCCCGAUCGUUUUAGUUUGAGUAUCUGCUGAUCCCGAUAUUUCCCGAAUAUAUAUAUUCAACACACAGUACAUAAGUACUGUAUUUGUUUAUUAUGACAAUAAAUCCUCAAGAUGGCAUUUACAUUAUUAACAUUCUUUCUCUGAGAGGGAUCCACGGAUAGAAAGACUUGUGACUUUGUAUAUUGUGACUAAAUAUUGCCAUCUAGUGUAUUUGUUGAGCUUUCAGUAAAUGAUACUGCAGCCAUUCAACCCAAAUGCAUGAGGGGAAGUGGAACCAUGACUGUGUGUAGUGCUACCAAUUGAUAUAUCUUCUCUGCGUUGGGAAAUAUCAUAAGGUGUUAAGAAAAAGAUCAGUUGCUACCUUGCUUCCCCACAUUGCUUCCCAUGAUAUUUCUAAUCGUAGGGAGAGGAAUUGUAAGACUUUAGCUAAUUAAAAAAGGCUCCAAAGGCUGCCAAAAUUCACCUGCCUUUUAUCUAUCUAUAUAGGUAAAACGGCGCCAUUACAGAUUGAGUGCGAUAAUGCAUGAGUGGGUCGUGUAGCAUGCAUUAAUUGCGUUAAAUAUUUUCACGUGAUACAUUUAUAAAUAAAUAAAUUUUAUAACCCUACCUCAAGCCUGAACUAAAGACUCUGGAUGAGUGUAACAUAUUAUGUCUGUAACGUUAAAUACAAUUAGAAAACGACUUAAUUAAAAAAAAUAUAUAUAUUAGAAAAAGGCAUGGCCGAUAUUUUUUUGCCGAUCCCGAUACUUUGAAAAUGACGUGAUCGGACCUGAUCGAUCGGGACAUCUCUAAUAUUUAUUAUUCAUAAUGUCUGUCAUUUUUAGCUUAGAAUCAUUA
This is a messenger RNA of Corythoichthys intestinalis (scribbled pipefish), 4451 nucleotides long. RefSeq names its product calpain-7-like. The transcript is spliced from 22 exons. The record is from RefSeq and is a predicted model, not a curated record. Lineage: Eukaryota; Metazoa; Chordata; Actinopteri; Syngnathiformes; Syngnathidae. Gene Ontology annotation, molecular function: calcium-dependent cysteine-type endopeptidase activity. Gene Ontology annotation, biological process: proteolysis. Bases 208 to 2718 code for a protein of 836 amino acids.